Messenger RNA from Acanthochromis polyacanthus (spiny chromis), 4166 nucleotides. It is a transcript of the gene gpr180, whose product is annotated as G protein-coupled receptor 180. Gene Ontology annotation, biological process: G protein-coupled receptor signaling pathway; response to pheromone. The record is from RefSeq and is a predicted model, not a curated record. The transcript is spliced from 10 exons. The coding region runs from base 114 to 1418 and encodes 434 amino acids. NCBI's taxonomy places the organism in Eukaryota, Metazoa, Chordata, Actinopteri, Pomacentridae.
CGAUCCGGCGUAACUGCGGCAGUCUUGACGUGGCCGCUUCACUUCUGGCUUCGUGGCUCAUUGAACCGAUCAACCGCCGUUUAUUCGUCGAUAACGGCACGGUGAGGGCUGACAUGUCGUGUUUGCUGGUCACGCUGGCGGCGGCGGUGCUGCUUGGUUCGGAGGCUGCCGGUAAAACCGUGACAGGACUUCUGGGCAGCGAAGCGGCGCGACGGCAGAGCGGCCAGUUCAUCACCAAAUUCAUGUACCAAGGAGGCAGCGGCCUGCUGGUGUGUCGACUCGACAACUGGGCUCUGGCUGCAGAAAAGGAGUCCAGACUGCUGCUGUAUCAGGACCUGGACUCGGACCUGGACAACCUGAGCUGCUCCGACAGACUCGCUAAAGCCCAUUUCACCGUUCCCCUCAGCCAAGAAGAACACAACCAGACCAUCCCCCGUCAGCCGUCGCCCACCGCCUGGCAGGUCCUCUACGCCGACAGAUACACCUGUCAGGAAAAUGCAGUGAUCCCUUCCCACGCUGAUCUCUCUUUUACCGUGCUGCUGUUUAAUGCCGACUCUGCUGGAAACCCUCUGGAGCACUUCAGUGCAGAGGAGGCAGGGCUCCACAGUUUCUACUUCCUGCUGCUGCUGGCCUACUUCAUCGCCUGCUGCAUCUACGUCCAGCCUCUGUACCAGGCUCUGAGGAAGGGAGGGCCGAUGCACACCGUCCUCAAAGUCCUGACCACAGCGCUGGCUCUGCAGGGCUGCUCCGCCCUCUGCAACUACAUCCACCUGGCCAGGUAUUCCAGAGAUGGUGUCGGUCUUCCACUGAUGGGCAGCCUGGCAGAGUUCUGGGACAUGGUGUCUCAGGUGUCCAUGCUCUACAUGCUGCUGAGUCUGUGCAUGGGCUGGACUCUGAGUCGAGGCAGGAAGCCUCAGUCCAGACCUCUGCAGUGGGAGCAGUCUCCAGCCUCCACGGCCGUCGCUGUCGGCGGCGUCAUCACUCAGGGCGUGCUGCUGCUGUGGGAGCAGUAUUCAGAGUCGGAGAGCGAACAUCACAGCUUCCACGCCCAGCAGAGCCUGGCAGGCCUCCUCCUCAUGGCUCUGAGGGUGGGCCUGGCCCUGCUGCUGGCCUCCGUCCUCUACCAGAUCAUCUCCACCGAGAGGAGCACCCUGAAGAGAGACUUCUACCUCACCUUCGCCAAGGGCUGCUUCCUGUGGUUCCUCUGUCACCCCGUCCUCAUCCUCACGUCCGCCGUCUUCAACGAGCACCAGAGAGAGAAGGUGGUGACCAUCGGCGUGAUCCUCUGCCAGUCCAUCUCCAUGGUGAUCCUCUACCAGCUCUUCCUGUCUCGCUCUCUGUACUGGGAGGUGUCCUCUCUGUCCUCGGUGUCAUUGCCGCUCACCAUGUCCAGAACCAACCACAGGGGGCGCUACUGAGCACUGAGCAUCCCCAGCAGCAGCCGACCUCGAGCUACAGACGGAGACUGGAACCGGUAGCUGGUUAGCGGAGUUGAAGACGGAUUCGUCAGGAUCACAAAGAUAAUCACACCAACGGUUCGAUUCCCGACGUCACCGCUGAGCUCUGGAUUUAGGCUCGACUCGGUUUAGCCGGAAAGACUUGAAGUUGCCAAAGAGAUGGUUUGUAAGACGAACAACUGGAGUUCAGCCGCAAACUACAAGACAAGGCCCAGACCAAGAACUCCAAAAGAGCCGUUCAGCUGGGACUACUUUCAGCUGCGGAUGAAUACAUGCUUUUCUAUUGUGGACCCGAGUCUUCAUCAGAAUUGUUUUUGGUGGAAAACUGUAGCAGGUUGUUGGUAUCAGACUGAAGAAGACGCGUCAGUGGAAGCAGCACGUGUUCGGUAAGCCCAAAAUGUCUCCCUAGCUGUACGUUGAGCUGUUUCUUUGUGGAUUUAUUCGUCAGGAGACGGCAUGUGAGACCCGAACCUCUGACAAACCCUCCGACCUGUAGCUGAAAACACACUGCAUGACUCCAGAUGAGGAGGAACAAAGCCUGCUGAGAAUGAUUCCCUCUGUAGAUACGUUCCAGUGACGUUCCGACUCUGCAUCCUAAACGAGGCUCGUUAGACGACGACUAACUGGAGCCCAGAGGGACACGACUCGUUUUAGGAGAUGAAAACAGCCGACAUAUUUAUUCAGUUAUUUAUUUAGCAGAGCAGCACGUUAUAAAGAAACCCAUUGUUUUUGUUUUGCGCGGCUUCAUGUUUGACUCCACUGUUCAGAUUUUCAUUUUUAUGUCGUUACACUACAUGAAAGCUCGGCUGAAGCCACGCUUUCUGGCUUCUUCUGGAGCUUUCAGCCGUCACUGUGACACACAACCCUGACUCGUUAUCACGUCGGUAAAGUGUCUGGCUUUGGUCGCGGUGUUUCAAUGAAUCCAGCUCUAUUCACGUGGAUGAAAGCAUUAAAAAAACAGGAAGUGGACUUUGAGUUCAAGGUGUCCUGAAGCAGUUUUCUUUCACUCUGUUUGUCCCCAAAAUGCAUUCUUAUCCUUUAUGAGACUUGUUGAGGACGAUUCUUCUGUUUUUUAACCCUCUGAACCUCAAGCAGUUGCUGUUUUUUGCUCGUUUUCACUGCAGUAUGGAAACCUGUCUGUACAGCAAAACACUGCAGAAGAAACAGUUGACUACAGAUUGUAGAUCAGGGGUGUGAAACAUGCGGCCCGCGGGCCAAAGCCGGCCCUCCAGAGGGUCCAAUCCGGUCCAAGACAUGAACUGCAGCUUGUAAAUUAGUAAAACUAUAAAUUUAAAAUAAUUUCCAGGCAACUUUUGAUCAUAAAAUACUAGAUUGUCCUUUAGUUGCUUUGUCUCGUUUUUGUAAUAUUUUGUGUUGUUUUUUGUCUGACUUUUGUCAUUUGUUUUUGUCAUUUUGUUUCCUUUUUGUCACACUUGCGUAUUUUCUCUUAUUUUUCUCAUUUUGUGUUUCGCUUCAUUUGUUGUUUUGUGUCAUUUUUACUCGUUUGUCCAUUUUUUUUACCCUUUCUGACUUUUUUGCCUCAUUUUUUCUCUUUUUUCAUUUUGUUUCGUGUUGUUUUUUAUCUUUCGUGUCUCGUUUUUGUCAUAUUUUGUCUUAUUUAUUGAUGUUUUUUGUCUUGUUGCUUCGAUCCUGACUAAGUGUUGUGUUCCUUUGCAGACUCUCUGAUCUGUAGGUUGUCGUGUGAAAAUGACAAACUGAGGCACAAUCUUGUUGAAAUUGAAUUUAUUCUUUUGAAGCAACUUCGGGUUGUUCAUGAAGUUUUGUUCAUUAAAUGUGGACAUUUGAAGGACAUACUUUUUUUGCAGAAAACAACAAAGGAACAGUUUGUAGUUUGAUGGUUUAAUAUGCUGUAAUUUAACUGGUCUGACCCACUUAAGAUCAAACUGGGCUGAAUGUGGCCUUUGAACUGAAAUGAGUGUGACGCCCCUGUUACAGAUAUUUGUUUUAUUUUCGCUGUGAAGAACCUGAAUUUCUCUCUUUACUUUCACUAAUUGCUUCACAGUAGCACCAAAGAGCUUUUUUUAAAAUUUUGACAGAAUCUGGUCUGAGCAAAUAGAAGUAAUUUGAAUUAAAAGUCACAGUUUUAAGCUUGGAUUUGGUCGAUUUUCCCAAAAAAUCUGCACUUAACAGACGAAACACUGCCGGAAAGUUAAAAUCUCUGCUUUUACAGUCCAUUUUGAUGGUAAAUUGAGCCAUUUUGGUGAUGUUUCUUUAGAAAAAAUCCUGGUUCAGAGGGUUAAAACGGUCUAUUUUUUCGAUGGGAUUAUUUACGUUGGUGUUUCCGAGCGUCGCUGAUGCUGCUCAGGCUUGUACCAAACAUGAACGUUGCUCCAUCGAACCCACAGUGAUCAAAAACUCCACAUGACUCCUUUAGAGAUCAUUACCACUGAGAUCCAACAUGGACUUUGAACAUGUUGUGACCUUCUAAUGAGAGAAAUGCUGAGCCGCUAAUGAGAUGCACAUCAUCGGUCUCUAAUAGGAGGAAGAAGUGUGCACGCUGUACGGGGAUUUUUCCUUUAAUUCAUCCUCAGUAACAAUCCCAUAAAUGCAUGUUUGCCUUUUUUGUACAGUGUUCACAUCUCACACUGAAGUUGCAUUUAUUAUUGUUUUUUAUGACCUGUGGAAAUAUGAAACCUGUGAUCAUGCCAGCUGUAAUAAUUGUAAUAAAACGCAUUUUAAAGAAAACCA